This is a messenger RNA of Anoplopoma fimbria (sablefish), 4352 nucleotides long. RefSeq lists its product as uncharacterized. Lineage: Eukaryota; Metazoa; Chordata; Actinopteri; Perciformes; Anoplopomatidae. The record is from RefSeq and is a predicted model, not a curated record. Gene Ontology annotation, molecular function: zinc ion binding; nucleic acid binding; GTP binding.
AUGAACAUCAAGAUCUACAUUUUCUAUGGCUCGGUUCGCGUCUAUGGAGGAGGCGAUCCAGAGACACGGGACCCAGCUCGCCGCUACCACCGCCGAGGUUCACCAGACCUUAGUGAACCAGGGACAGGCUGUGACCGCCUUGACGAGGAAGCACGAGUGGCGUAUUCUAUCAACCACUUGACGUCGAGAGCCCGCCUGUGGGGAACGGCGGAGUGGGACCGCCGAACUCCCGCCUGCGCUUCCUUCCAGACGUUCUCCGAGGAAUUACGCAAGGUUUUCGGGGUGGUUUCCUUGGAACCGGAUGCCACUGGUGGAUUGUUGGGGCUCCAGCAAGCUCGUGGAAUUUGGCCGCUCUUUGACGGUCUGAUCGAGGUGACCUCUCGACUGGACCGCAGCAUCCAGGCCCGGCGGCUGGUGAGACGCCAGGGUCGUUCCAGCCACGAUCGUUCCAGCCACGAUCGUUCCAGCCACGAUCGAUUCCCCAACGUUAUGCACGCCACAACCCAGCAUCAUCCACCGACCAUUCCGUCUCAUCGGGAGACCGAGCCCAUGCAAGUGGGACACACCAGACUCUCCACUGAGGAGCGUGAUCGACGACGACAGAACAACCUCUGCAUGUACUGUGGCCAGGCUGGCCAUUUGGCCUCCAACUGCCCGGGCUCGCCAGUAGUUAAGGAGGUACUGUGCUCUCGACAGUCAUCUGCUGGGGACCGUUACGCACCAGACCACCCCAGUUCACAUGCUUCUAUCCGGCAAUCAUCACGAGACCAUCUCCUUCCACAUCCUGCCAUCCCCCGGACUCCCCUCAUCCUGGGGUAUCCUUGGUUACGUCGACACAACCCCCACAUUGACUGGGCUACAGGGGCUUUCCAAGGCUGGAGCCCUUCCUGCCAUCUUGUCUGCCUGAAACAAGCCGCCGCACCUCAGGUUCCAGUUCCUGUCAACUCCACACCUGAGCUCACGGGAGUCCCCGUCGAGUACCACGACUUCAAGGCUAUGUCUCUGCCUCCUCACCGUCCAUAUGACUGCGCCAUCGACCUCCAUCCGGAUCACCUCCAUCUUCUGGAGCGAGUUCUGCACACUGUUGGGGGCCACCGUAAGCCUGUCCUCUGGGUUCUGUCCAACGGCCAAACGGAGAGGAAGAACCAGGAGAUGGAGACCGCCCUCCGAUGUCUGGUCUCCAGGAAUCCUGCCUCCUGGUCCCGCCAGCUGAUGUGGAUGGAGUACGCGCACAACACCCUGACCAGCUCCGCCACCGGCCUGUCUCCGCCUGGCUUCCAACCUCCUCUGAUCCCCGCACUGGAGAAGGAGACCUGGACGAAAGCCCGAACAGCCCUGCUUCGGUCCCCCGACUGCUACUCGAAUGCUGCCAACCGACACCGCACUCCAGCCCCCGUCUACCAAGUGGGGGAUCAGGUGUGGCUGUCGACCCGGGACCUACCACUGCGGGUAGAAUCCAAGAAGCUGGGGCCAAGGUUCAGCGGCCCCUUCGAGGUCGAGAAAGUCAUCAACCCAGCGGCAGUAAGGCUCAAGCUCCCCAGGUCCAUGCGCAUCCAUCCCACGUUCCACGUCUCCAGGGUGAAAUCAGUCAGGGAGAGCCCCUUGAUGCCGGCGGCUCCUCCUCCACCUCGCCUCAUCGAAGGAGGACCUGUCUACACUCACCCGGACCAGCCCUCCAGGAGAAAGACCCCUGCCAGAGACACUCAAGAGGCUCCCGAGUCAGACAGAGAGGCCUCGUCGUCCGGGUCCGAGGAACCCUUCCUCCAGACCCCCUCCACCCACCCUACUGAAGAUCCGGCGGCCUCGGAGGUGUACUUUCGUUUAAAUCACGUCGGCCGUAAUAGACAUAAAGACUACUGUGUCUCUCUUACAGGAAAAAGUCAACACUCUCCAGAGUUGAGGAUUGUGUUGGUAGGUGGAAGAGAAAUAAACGGGAGCCCCAGUAAAAAGAGUGCGGCUGGCAACGUCAUACUGGGUGAAAGUGUUUUUGAGACCAACAGAAGAACUGCCCAGAGUGUCGUGGGGCAGCAGCAGGUACAUGACAGACAUGUCACUGUGGUCGAUACUCCAGGCUGGUGGUGGCACUACCCACGAGAAAACACCCCACAGCUGGAUCAGAUAGAAAUAAAGAACAGUGUCCAUAUGUGUCCACCGGGGCCUCACGCCUUUCUUCUGGUCCUUCCUGUUCAUUUUCGAUUUCCUGAGAUCUUCAAGAAAUCACUGGAGGAGCACCUGCAUCUUUUCCCCGAAGGAGUGUUUGAUCACACCAUUGUGCUGUUUACCUCAGAGGGUCCAAUGAGUGACAAAUCAUUAGAUCAAGUAAUCAGAUGGUGGCCAGCACUCGAGAGGAUUCUCAUACAAUGCGGAAACCGAAAACACGUUCUCAACAUCAACGACAGGCAGGAUGGCACUCAAGUCAAGGCGCUUUUUAAGAAAAUAGAAGCAAUGGUUGCAAAAAAUGCCGGUUGUCACUUUUCUAUUGAUAGUGCUGAUGGGUAUGCUCUGAGAGAGAAAAUAGACGCAACGGUUGAGCGAGCAUCUAAGAAGUUUGAGGAGGUGCAGACAAAAAGAAGGAAACUGAGAGCCCUGAUUGAAGGUGGCAAGACCCCCCCAACACAUUUAAAAAUGGUGAUGGUUGGAGCACAGUGGUCAGCCAAGAGCUCAGCCGGCAACACCAUUCUGAGGAAAGAUGCGUUUGCCGUUCAUCACAGUAGAACAACAGAGUACUGUGAAAUAAGCCACGGCGUGGUGGCAAACAGGCAGCUCACAGUGGUCGACUCCCCCGGCUGGUACUACAACAACCCGCUCCAGGACAUCUGUGAGAUGGAUAAGAUUGAAAUAGAGAACAGUGUGCAUCUCUGCCCUCCCGGACCCCACGCAGUGCUCCUGGUGGUCGGCCUGGCAUCAGCAUUCAACGCAUCAUACCAGAGAGCGUUGCAGGAGCACAUGAGUCUGUUCAAUGACGAGGUGUGGAGGCACACCAUAGUGCUGUUCACUAGAGGUGACUGGCUGGGAGUGAAGACCGUGGAGGAGCAUAUAGAGAGCGAGGAGGGUCUGCGGUGGCUCGUGGAGAAGUGUGGGAACAUGUAUCACGUCCUGGACAACACGAAGCACAGCGAUGAAACGCAGGUGACGGAGCUCCUCGAGAAGAUCGAAGAGAUGUGGGCAGGAAACGAAGAUCCUCAUUAUGAAGUGGACCUCGGCCUCGCAGAGCAGAUAGAGGCGAGGAAAGAGGCUCGACUGAAGAUGGCCAAAAGGAUUAGGCAGACCAGCCAAAGACAGGAGAGAAUACUAAGAGAGUUGUUUAAAGGGGAGAGGCACCACAUCACUGACAUGAGGGUUGUACUUGUGGGCAGAAAAGACUCUGGGAAGAGUAUGGUGGGAAACAGGAUCCUUUCUGAAGAGCUAUUUGGCUCAACUUGGCUGAAGAAGGAAUUCCAAUAUCAGAGAGGAACCACGACGUGUGUAAAACAUGAAAAUAAUGUGUCUGGACUAAACGUAUCAGUCGUUGAGGCACCAGGCUGGUUUACAGACUCGCCGAUAUCCGAGGGCGAAGUUCUGCGCAGCGUCUCCAUGUGUGCUCCGGGCCCCCACGCUUUCCUCUUAACUGUUCCCCUUUCCAAAGCCUUUACAGAGAGUGACUACCAAGCAGUGGUUGAGGCCUUGAUGCCAUUCGGCGAGCGAGUCUGGAGGCACUGCAUGGUGGUGUUCACCUGUGGAGACUGGCUCAAUAACAGGUGCAUUGAGGAUCACAUCGCCGCAGAAGGCAAAGCCCUCAAUCAGCUUGUGGAAAAGUGCGGGUACAGAUACCAAGCAGCCAGUGGCCGUCGUUCUGCCGUUUUUCCAAUCAAAGAGCUGUUCAAGAAAAUGUUUGACAUGAUAACACGAAACAAGGGCCAGUUCUUCGCUGCUGAAGGCCAGCUGGAGAAAAAGAAGAACCCAAAGCAGACCCGGCAGGAGGAGUGGAACAGCAGAGAGCAGGAGCUAAUAGACCGGAUGUUGAAAGCCGUGGCACAAGAACCCGAGGAACCAGCCCUACCAGAGAAGAUGACAGCGAGCUUCGAUGGAUCCGUCAUUCCAAACAUGAGCGGAGAUGUUCCCUCAGAAGUUCAGUGCACAUUUUGGAAUCAAAGAGAACAUGCUCAGGUGUCUGAAUGGCUGAGCACUAGAGUUGGGAACUCGGAUGUCACCUCUGGAGUUGGAAGCAUGACUUCCCUCGCCAGUUAUGUGGAGAACUUGGAUGAAAGCUCUCUGAUGGACAACAAUCUGUGACUAAGUUUUUCCCAGAAAAAGACAAAGUCAAGUUAGACACUCUCCAUGGCAGGGUCUCCUCCGACGUUAUGGAAACCCCA